UAUAGAAAUACAUUUGAUUUGAUUUUGAAUGGAGAAGUUUUGUUAUGGGGCUGCAAAGUUCCCCCUAGCCCCCCUGUAAUUCUAAACCAUGCACACAAUUGAUUGUUUCCCUAUAUGACUACAGGUGGGGUUGGCCAGAAAUGAAGUCAUAACUUGAGCGGCUUCUACAGUCAUGGUCUGGACUUCCAGGAACCUGCUGGCCCACUACUCACUUUUUUUCUAAUCUUACUGUUGUCUCUCAACCGUUUAAAUCUCACACAUUACCUCAAAUAUUGGUCCUAUCACACCACUGUUGUCAAACAACAAUUUGUAAGAAAGUAAUGUUUUUCAAAUUAAUCACAUGUCUUUUCCUGGUUGCUUAAGUGUUCAGACUGCCUACCGAAGACAGCGAACUAAGACCCGGACUGGGAUAUGCCACCAGACAAGAAGUCAUACAAAAACCUUGACACCUGAAUCUUUAAUGGUUUUACUAUAAAAGAUUUUGAAAAACAGUGGGAAUCACAGGAGGCUGGUGAGGAGAGGGUGGCUCAUAAUAAGGGCUGGAAUGGAGUAAAUGGAACAAUCUAACACAUUGAAACCAUGAAUUUGAUGUGUUUGAUACCAUUCCAUUCCAGCCAUUACUAUGAGCCCAUCCUGCCCAAUUAAGGUGCCACCUGUGGUGUGAAUGCUGCCCAUGUCUGACCACUAUGCUUGUGAAACAUAUUCAUUUGAAACAUUUUAUUGUGAUCCAACAGUACACCUGUGAAAUCUAAGACUUUGCCAAUGUGAUGAGUGUUCAGGUCCAGGUGGUGGAUAGGAUGAGGUUUUACAGUGUGAAGUUGCUCUUUAUUCUACAGAAAAUCACUGUGUAAACACACAUCAUCCCUACAUUAUAUCUGUCUUCUAUCACCUUAGAGACUAGUAUUCACAAGCAGCACAUGGAGAAUAUCCUUUGCUAUUUAAUAUGUGAUAUCAUCUUUAUGUAUUGUGAUUGCAUAAGUAAUUGCCUCUGAGGACAAAGUUAUAUGUAUCUAAAUCUGACCUGUAUUAACUCUGAUCACCACUAGAUGGUAGUCACUGACCAGAUUAUGUGGAAUUACAUUUCUAUCCAGAAAAGUAAAUGUGCAUUUGGUAAAGAAUAGUUAUGUUGUAUUUGGUGAAGCCUGUAGACCUGAGACCAGUGGGGUAGAUGGCAAAGCAGGAUCAAUUAUUUCUGAGCUAGAUCAACGUGCUCUGAAUAAAACAUCAUUACAUGACAUGUAUAUAAAGUCUUAACUGUGCACUUGGAAGUCCACCCCCUCUGAUUCAGAUAAAAGGGGUGGAGAAUGUAAAGAGAACUGAAAGUAGAAAAAGUUUGAGACAAAGCGUUACUGGGAGUUAUCUGUCCAACACAGACACAUUUGAUCUACAAUGGCCACACCCGUUCCACAGCGGCUGCUGGCUACCCUAGAAAAACUAGACAAGGCUACAUUUGAGAUCUUCCAGUGGAACCUGAUGCAGGAAACACUCGAAGGCUUCACUCCCAUGUCAACCGCCAGACUAGAGGACGCUAACAGGCACACGACAGUGAGUAAGAUGGUGCAGGCCUAUAAGAAAGAAGGUGCCAUGAAAAUCACACAGAAGAUCCUGGAGAACAUGGGAAUGAUUGAUCUAGCAGAUAAGUUAAAGACAGACGGUGAUAAAGAUCAAGCUGCUACUCCCCAGUCUAGCCAGGAUCAAUCUGCAGUCAUGGAGACAAAGCAGUAUGGUGCACAAUUUGUGGAUGAUAACAUGGAAAAACUUGUUCAAAGGAUUACCAUGGUGAUGCCAAUAGCAGAUGGCCUAUACCAGAAGAAAAUGAUCCAUGAUGAGGAUUACUCUGAAAUCACUGCGGCCCAAACCAGUAUGUCAAAGAUGAGAAAGCUGUAUGUGGCCCUGAAACCAGGAGGAGCGGUGGCUAAAUCAGCCUUUUACCAAAUUCUACUGGAACAACAAUCUCUUCUAGUUGAAGAACUGGGUGGGGUUGGCCAGAAAUGAAGUCAUAACUCGAGCGGCUUCUACAGUUUUGGUCUGGGCUGACUUUUUUUCAAAUCUCACACAUUGCCUCAGAAAUAUUGGUCCUUUCACAAUACUGUUGUUAAACAACAAUGUGUAACAAAAUAUAUAUUUUUUUUAAAUAUCGAAUCAGACCAUGUCAUUUCCUGGUUGCUUAAGUGUUCAGACUGCCUACAGCGAACUAGGACCCGGAUUGGGAUUUGCCACCAGACAAGAGAAGUCAUACAAACACCUUGACAUCUGAAUCUUUAAUGGUUUUACUAUAUAAGAUUUUGAAAAACAGUGUGUGUGAAUCACAGGAGGCUGGUGAGGAGAGGACGGCUCAUAAUAAGGGCUGGAAUGGAGGAAAUGGAAUGGUAUCAAACAGAUUGAUCUAUGAGCUCGUCCUCCCAAAUUAAGGUGCCAUCUGUAUCGGGAAUGCUGCCAAUGUCUCACCAUUAUGCCUUAAACAUACAUGGAAACAUAUUCAUUUGAAAAAAAAAAUGUUGUGAUCCAAUACUACAUCUGUGAAAUAAAAGAGUUCGUCAAUGUGGUGAGUGUUCAGGUCCAGGUGGUGGAUAGGAUACAUUUUUACUCACAGUGUAAAGUUGCUCUUUAUUCGACAGAAAAUCACUGUGUAAACACAAAUCAUCACUACAUGUGCACUUAAUAACUGUGUCAGCUCGGAGAGCAGCCCAUACAGACCUGUAUUUAC
This is a messenger RNA of Salvelinus namaycush (lake trout), 2707 nucleotides long. RefSeq lists its product as uncharacterized. The record is from RefSeq and is a predicted model, not a curated record. The transcript has 5 exons. NCBI's taxonomy places the organism in Eukaryota, Metazoa, Chordata, Actinopteri, Salmoniformes, Salmonidae. Gene Ontology annotation, biological process: inflammatory response; regulation of apoptotic process; innate immune response. The coding region runs from base 1390 to 1995 and encodes 201 amino acids.